This is a messenger RNA of Penicillium paradoxum, 468 nucleotides long. RefSeq names its product hydrophobin family protein. The record is from RefSeq and is a predicted model, not a curated record. Bases 1 to 468 code for a protein of 155 amino acids. Gene Ontology annotation, molecular function: structural constituent of cell wall. Gene Ontology annotation, cellular component: fungal-type cell wall. NCBI's taxonomy places the organism in Eukaryota, Fungi, Ascomycota, Eurotiomycetes, Eurotiales, Aspergillaceae. The transcript is spliced from 2 exons.
AUGCAGUUCACUCUCUCCGCUGUUGUCCUCGCCUUCGCCGGCUUCGCUGCUGCCAUGCCCGCUGAGAACGUCGGCAACGGUGUCCAGGCCCAGCACGGUGCUCCUCGCUUCAAGGUCCCCGACAACAUGACCAUCCAGCAGGCUCAGGCCAAGUGUGGUGACCAGGCUCAGCUCUCUUGCUGCAACAAGGCCAUCUACGCCGGUGACACCACCGAUAUCAACUCCGGCCUCCUCGCUGGUACUCUCUCCAACCUCAUCGGUGCUGGCUCCGGUGCCGAAGGUCUCGGUCUAUUCGACCAGUGCUCCAAGCUCGACCUCCAGGUCCCCAUCAUCGGUAUUCCCAUCCAGGAUGUCCUCAACCAGAAGUGCAAGCAGAACAUUGCCUGCUGCCAGAACUCUCCUUCCUCCGCCAGCAAUGACCUCGUCGGUGCCGGUCUUCCUUGCGUUGCCCUCGGCUCCAUUCUGUAA